AUGCUUUGGAACUGGAACACCAUCGAUUCCUGUUUCAUCUCCCGCUCUUGGCACAUCACCUCCAAGGGCAUGUUCGCCGGAUCUUGCAUCGGCGUCCUCCUCCUUGUCAUGUCCCUCGAAGCCCUCCGCCGCGCCGUCAAGGAAUUCGACAGCUACAUCAUCCGCCAGCACAUCGCCAAGUUCGAGGGAUCUUCUCCUGCGGUUAGCAACAAUGGAACUGGCUCUGAUGGCGGCAAGGCCACCGACGGCGCUACCGCCUGCGCCGUUGGCAUCCCUCCCUUCCGCCCCAACGUCGGUCAGCAGGCGAUCCGCGCGCUUCUGCACAUGAUGCAGUUCGCUGUGGCUUACUUUGUCAUGUUGCUCGCCAUGUACUACAACGGAUACAUCAUUAUCUGCAUCUUCCUCGGCGCGUACCUGGGAUCCUUUGUGUUCCACUGGGAGACCCUGGGCGGAAGCCAGCAGACGAGUGCUACCAAGGAAGCCACCGUCUGCUGCGGUUAA
This is a messenger RNA of Ilyonectria robusta, 501 nucleotides long. Its product is annotated as Ctr copper transporter. The transcript has a single exon. NCBI's taxonomy places the organism in Eukaryota, Fungi, Ascomycota, Sordariomycetes, Hypocreales, Nectriaceae. The record is from RefSeq and is a predicted model, not a curated record. Bases 1 to 501 code for a protein of 166 amino acids. Gene Ontology annotation, molecular function: copper ion transmembrane transporter activity. Gene Ontology annotation, biological process: copper ion transmembrane transport. Gene Ontology annotation, cellular component: membrane.